AUGAAUGAUAAAGAAAAUAAAGCAGAGAAUAGAAAGCAAAGUGGAUUGUCAUCUGAUAUUUUAUACAGACAUGGUUUUCUAUCAAUUUUUGGAUCCGAUAAUUAUGAGGUACCGGCAGCAACUGCUUAUUUCAUUUACGAGUUGACUAAAUUCAGAAGAUUAUGGUGGGAUCAGGGAAAUUUGCAUCCAAAGGCGAAUUGGGAAAGAUUGCCCUAUGAAUUGAUAUCUAAUGUUAGUUGGGAAAACAAUAAAGCAGAAGGAAUGGGUAAAGAAGCAGAUGGAUGUUUACAACCCAUAAAAAAACAACAAGUGGCUUCUGAUGGGUGUGAUGGGCUGAAUGAACCUUGGCCAAAUUUGGUAGUUGAAAUAGCUUAUUUAGAAAGCGUAGAUCAUCUUUUUAACAAAAUAAAAAAUUAUUGGCUUCUAUCUAACCGAGUACAUGAUGCUAUCACUAUAAAACUAGAGCCUCCCAAUGUGCCAAAGAAGAUUCCUUCAAGGAUGACUUCGUGGCAUUUUUGUGUAGAUCAAAAAGUUGAAGGAGAACUAGAUCCAGAGGUACAUGAAUUUGGAACUGUUGACCAGUUUGGUAACUGCCUUAAUAUUCAACCUGGUCAAUAUAUUAUUAAGAUUAAAUUAGAAUGCAUAUAUGCUGGGAUUGUGUCUGAAUUUGAUCUUCCAAUAUUUUUACCCAAUCCAAUCACUAUUGAUCUUUUUAGAGUUCAGAAAGAUAUUUUAGA
Messenger RNA from Dentiscutata erythropus, 737 nucleotides. Lineage: Eukaryota; Fungi; Glomeromycota; Glomeromycetes; Diversisporales; Gigasporaceae. The record is from the annotation of a GenBank genome assembly.